AUGCUUCAGAUAAUUGUUAUCGGAGCUGGACCUGCGGGCCUGGCAACAGCGCUCCUCCUCCAACGAGAUCACCACAUAUCCUGCACAAUCUACGAAAUCCGGCCCGAACCAAGCACCUUGGGAGGCGCCAUCGGCAUACCGUCCAAUGGUCUGCGCCUCCUCGAUCGUCUCGGUCUGUAUGACCAAGUAGCUGCCAAGGGCGCUGAGACCUCCAGUCUACUUCUACAUUCGCUGAAGGGUAACGUUCUGGGGAGGAUGGACAUGGUCUCCUGGAGCCAAGAGCGGACUGGGUUCAGCUACCUGCGAAUCAGAAGAACCGACAUCAUGGAGGUGCUCCUCAAAGCCGCAGACGCAGCAGGGAUUCAGAUAUACUACGGCAAGAGCCUCAGGCGGAUCGAAGAACGCAACGGAGCCGUUACCGCGUGCUUCAAAGACGGCACAUCAGACACCGCCGACUUCCUGGUCGGAUGCGACGGUAUCCAUUCCUCCGUUCGGAGGCUCUACGUCGACCCGGAGUGCACGCCCGAGUACACCGGCAUAUCGAACGUGUACUCACUCGUCCCGACGGCUAAGCUUCCGCCAGCUGCAGGUUCGAUGGCUGAGCUGAACGCAACCCUGACCUCGGACGGGCUGCUGGCCGUGAGCCCCGCCACGUCCUCCCGUGACCUCUUGUACUGGUUCUUCUCCAGGGAAGUUCCCCUCCCCGCUUUCGGCGACAUCCGCGACGGCUGGGAAGAGCGCGGCAAGAAAGAAGUUGAGGACUUCAAGGACACCCUGCUGGGUCUGCUCGGCGACUCUAAGACUGAGUGGAUCGAGACGCUGCGCGAAAUCGUUUCGAUGACGGAGGUCGUCAAGUUCUAUCCGGUCUACAAACUACCAACCGGGAGGCCGUGGUCCAAGGGGCGCUGCCUCAUCAUCGGCGACGCCGCGCACGCCAUGCCGCCGCACGCAAGCCAGGGCGUCUCCAUGGCCUUGGAGGAUGUCUUUCUGUUCUCGAAACUUCUGGGCAGUGAUUGUGUUUCCCUCGAAGACGGGCUGGGGCAGUACGAGCGGAAGCGUAAAAUGAGAACCGAGCAAAUGUUGAAAACUACGGAACGCAAUGGCCAGGUUCGAAAGAAGAAGGAUCCUUGGCGCCUCAGACUAAAUGAGAUGGUGUUUUCGGGCGGGUUGUGGAUUUAUAAGGCGGCUGGUUUGAGCAAAUUGGGCAUGGGGCAGAAGCUGUUGGCGUAUGAUGUUGAUGAGGAGGUUUUUGAUAGCAACGGGUUACGAGUUGUCAAUGAGAAGGAUUAG
Messenger RNA from Colletotrichum karsti, 1290 nucleotides. RefSeq lists its product as uncharacterized. The transcript has a single exon. Gene Ontology annotation, molecular function: FAD binding; monooxygenase activity. The coding region runs from base 1 to 1290 and encodes 429 amino acids. NCBI's taxonomy places the organism in Eukaryota, Fungi, Ascomycota, Sordariomycetes, Glomerellales, Glomerellaceae. The record is from RefSeq and is a predicted model, not a curated record.